AUAAUAUCAAAAUAAAAUCGAUGACAGCAAGCAACUACUCAGUCAAAACUAUGACUGAACUUCUUCGAAACAAAAUAUCUACUACAACACAGAAUAGUAUAUCAAGUCAAGAAACCCAGUUAGAUUAUACAUAUGA
Molecule: messenger RNA, 136 nt
Organism: Cetraspora pellucida
Lineage: Eukaryota; Fungi; Glomeromycota; Glomeromycetes; Diversisporales; Gigasporaceae
Source: the annotation of a GenBank genome assembly